Messenger RNA from Pristis pectinata (smalltooth sawfish), 7406 nucleotides. RefSeq names its product ubiquitination factor E4B, UFD2 homolog (S. cerevisiae) (gene ube4b). Gene Ontology annotation, molecular function: ubiquitin-ubiquitin ligase activity. Gene Ontology annotation, cellular component: cytoplasm; nucleus; ubiquitin ligase complex. Gene Ontology annotation, biological process: protein polyubiquitination. Lineage: Eukaryota; Metazoa; Chordata; Chondrichthyes; Rhinopristiformes; Pristidae. Bases 207 to 3722 code for a protein of 1171 amino acids. The transcript is spliced from 27 exons. The record is from RefSeq and is a predicted model, not a curated record.
AUGGCGAGCGUGUUGUUUUGAUGAAUAAGAGACUUUGUGCCAGGGCCAGGCCUCGCCACACGGGCUGAAGGGGCGAGAGUGCUCUCCCUCCCCGCCCUCACACAGCCUCUCUCCGUCUUCAAAGAGCUUGUGACAAACUAUGCACCUCGGCUGAAAAAAAAAUUGUGUCUUUCUUUUAACAACAACGUGAAAAAUAUACUUAGAGAAUGGAAGAACUUAGUGCUGAUGAGAUUCGCAGAAGGCGUCUGGCACGGCUAGCUGGUGGACCAACUUCACAACCCACCACACCAUUAACCUCCCCACAGCGAGAAAAUCCACCGGGAGUAUCUGCAGCAACACCAGGGAUAUCUCAAAAUAUGGGCUUGAAUGUACAUAGUGUGACUCCUGCCACAUCACCCAUUGGAGCAACAGGUGUUGCACAUAGAAGCCAGAGCAGUGAAGGGGUGAGCUCGCUCAGCAGUUCUCCAUCAAACAGCCUUGAAAACCAGUCACAGAGUCUUUCCCGAUCUCAAAGUAUGGAUAUUGACAGUGUAUCCUGUGAAAAAAGCAUGUCCCAAGUGGAUGUGGACUCUGGAAUUGAAAAUAUGGAAGUUGAUGAGGGUGAUCGCAGGGAAAAGAGAAGCCUCACUGAUAAGGAACCAUCUUUGGGGUCGGAUGUGUCAGAAGAGCAAGCACUUUCGCUAAUCUGUAAAAUUUUCCGAGUUUCUUGGAAGGAACACGACAGGGAUGUGAUUUUCUUGCCUGGCCUGGCUGCAGAGUUUAAACAGAGUCCAAAAGAAGUUUUUUCAGACUGGAAGGACUUAAUUGGCCAGAUUCUGAUGGAGGUUCUGAUGCUGUCCACUCAAAUGCCAGAAGACAACCCAUUUGCCAGUUUGACUGCCACAUCUCAGCCCAUUGCAGCUGCUGCAAGGUCACCUGAUAGGAGCUUGCCACUUAACCCUUUGUCAAGUCAAGGAACAAGUCCUAUGUUUUGUAGUCCUGGUUCUUUUGGUGCCAGUUCUUUAUCGAGUGUGGGUACAACUGGUACUUAUUCAGAGUCUGGCAGCGAUCGUUUCACAAUUGAAGCAUGUAAGGAGACGGAGAUGUUGAACUACCUCAUAGAGUGCUUUGACAGAGUUGGAAUAGAAGAACGGAAAGCUCCAAAGAUGUGCAAUCAACCAUCUGUCAGUCAGCUGCUCAGCAACAUCCGAUCCCAGUGUAUUUCCCAUACUGCCCUUGUGUUGCAGGGAGCCCUCACACAGCCAAGGUCAUUGUUGCAGCAGUCGUUGCUAGUGCCCUAUAUGUUGUGUCGGAACCUUCCUUAUGGCUUCAUUCAAGAGCUGGUUAGAAUGACUCAUCAGGACCAAGAGGUAUUCAAACAGAUCUUUAUUCCAAUUAUACAAGGUCUGGCAUCAGCAGUGAAAGAAUGCUCCUUGGAUGGUGAUAACUUCAAAUAUCCACUUGUGGCAUUACAAGAAUUGUGCGAAAUUAAGUUUGGGAAAACUCAUCCUGUGUGCACUUUGGUGAUAUCAUUGCCUUUGUUUUUGCCUGAUCCUUUGAGUCAAGGCACAGGCAGAGAGUUGCAAAGACUUUCAUUCCUUGGAGCUUGCUUCAGCCUGUCUGUUUUUGCUGAGGAUGAUACAAGAGUUGUGGAGAAAUAUUUCUCUGGGCCUACACUUACGCUUGAAAAUACCAGAGUUGUCAGUCAGUCCUUGCAACACCAUCUGGAAUCAGCCAGGACUGAUCUUUUCAAAAUUUUGCACAACAUAUUACUCAAUGGUGAGACCAGAGAGAGCGCUUUGAAUUAUAUGGCAGCGGUGGUAAAUCGCAAUAUGAAGAAGGCACAGAUGCAAACGGAUGACCGGAUGGUAUCGACAGAUGGGUUCAUGCUGAAUUUUCUGUGGGUGCUUCAGCAACUGAGCACAAAGAUCAAGUUAGAAACUGUAGAUCCAAUGUACAUUUUCCACCCAAAGUGUCGCAUCAACAUUCUAGCAGAUGAGACUCGUGUGAAAGCCUCUAUGGAAGACAUUAAAAGUUGGCUUGCAGAGCUCAAUGAUCAGUCAAAGUUUGCUGAGCCAAAGUUCCCAACAGAAUGUUUUUUCCUGACGCUGCAUGCACAUCAUCUUGCUAUCUUGCCAAGUUGCCGACGUUACAUACGAAGACUACGAGCUAUUCGAGAUCUCAACAGGACUGUUGAAGAACUGAAAAAUAGUGAAAACCAGUGGAAAGAUUCUCCAUUGGCAAACAGACACAGGGAGAUGUUGAAACGAUGUAAAACUCAAUUGAAGAAACUGGUGCGGAGUAAAGCUUGUGCUGAUGCAGGUUUGUUAGAUGAGAAUCUGUUGAGGAGAUGCCUCCAGUUUUAUGGCACGUUAAUUCAACUGAUCUUUCGCCUGGUUGAUUCGCGCUACCCAGACAUGACACUUCCCCUUAAUCCAGAGAUCCCCAAGGUGUUUGCAGCAUUGCCUGAAUUCUAUUUGGAAGAUAUUGCUGAAUUUUUGCUGUUUAUUGUACAAUAUUCCCCUCAGGUUUUAUACGAGCCAUGUACUCAGGAUGUCGUGACCUUCCUCGUUGUAUUUAUCUGUAGUCAAAACUAUAUCCGAAAUCCUUACCUGAUUGCCAAGCUUGUAGAAGUUGUGUUUGUGACCAACCCAGCAGUUCAGCCUCGAACACAGAAAUUCUAUGAAAUGAUGGAAAAUCACCCACUGGCGACAAAACAACUUGUGCCUGCAUUAAUGAAAUUUUACACAGAUGUUGAACAUACUGGAGCAACAAGUGAAUUCUAUGAUAAAUUCACUAUCCGUUACCACAUCAGCACAAUCUUUAAGAGCCUUUGGCAGAACGUAGCACAUCAAGGCACAUUUAUGGAAGAGUUUAAUUCUGGAAAGCAAUUUGUCCGUUACAUCAAUAUGUUAAUAAACGAUACUACAUACCUGUUGGAUGAGAGCCUGGAUUCUCUUAAACGUAUCCAUGAGGUACAAGAAGAAAUGAAGAACAAAGAGCGCUGGGACUCUCUGCCCAGGGAUCAGCAACAGAGUCGACAAUCUCAGCUGACUCAGGACGAGCGUGUCUCCCGUUCAUACCUUGCUCUCGGUGCCGAAACUGUGGAUAUGUUCCAUUACCUCACAAAACAAGUGCAAAAACCUUUCCUUCGACCUGAGCUUGGCCCACGCUUAGCUGCAAUGUUGAACUUCAACCUGCAACAGCUGUGUGGUCCAAAAUGUCGUGACCUAAAAGUAGAAAACCCAGAAAAAUAUGGCUUUGAACCGAAGAAGCUUUUGGAUCAGUUGACUGACAUUUACCUGCAUUUGGACUGUCCCAGAUUCGCAAAAGCCAUUGCGGAUGACCAGCGAUCGUACAGUAAAGAACUCUUUGAUGAAGUAAUUUCAAAAAUGAGGAAAGCGGGAAUUAAAUCAACAAUAGCUAUCGAAAAAUUUAGACUACUGGCAGAAAAGGUAGAAGAAAUAGUGACGAAGAAUGCCCGUGCCGAAAUUGACUAUGGGGAUGCACCAGAUGAGUUCAGAGAUCCACUGAUGGACACCCUGAUGAAUGACCCUGUGAAGCUGCCUUCAGGGACUAUAAUGGACCGCUCGAUUAUUUUAAGACAUUUACUGAAUUCUCCAACAGACCCAUUUAACCGCCAACAUCUCACAGAAAAUAUGCUGGAGCCAGUGCCUGAACUGAAGGAAAGGAUCCAUGCCUGGAUGAAAGAGAAGCAACAUGCAAAUCGCUCUUCGCAGUGAAGUGUUAUUGAAGAUGGAUCCAAUGUGAAAUGUUUGUAGUUCUGAGUGUAGACCACCAGUAUAUUGAGACUCAAGAGAAAACCUGCUCCACAGUGAGUCAUCGUAGGCGAGACUGCUGCACUGAUAUUAAAAAGGGUGAACUGAAUACAUUAGGAAAAUGUAAUGUCUCUGUAAAUAAAUUUAAUUUAAAGAACAAACAAUUUAAAGGAGAAAAAAGUUGAGGUGUUGGGUACAAGUUAAAUACCUUUUCAGUACAGCAACAUGUGACCAGUCCAAGUGUAACAGUGGUGUACUUGGAUCUUGCAGUAAUUUGGAAGCUAUAAGGGUCUGAGCAACAAUGUUUUUUAAAUGACUGUGUAUUAACAGAAGAUGGUCUGUAUUUUAGGUUGAAAUUAUUACUGUAUCUUGUGCCCAGUCGCUGCUGAAGGGACUGUUUUGUUUGCUGCACUAAAUGUUCUUCAAAACCAAAGUGAUUCACAGGCCCUUUCCCUAAAAACUGUUUUAAUUAUGAGGCAUAAUCUGUUGGCUCACAGGAUUAAAGGUGAGACUAUUGAAUUCUAUUUGUUUAUCAUUAAUUUAUAUUUUUUCUAGCUUACUCUUUCCCUCCUAUUCCAUUUAUGCGUAGACUUGCAGACACUAGCUCAAAAGUUAUGAAUAUCCUCUAUUUCUGCCAGCCAUGUUUUAUGGCCAUUGCUUUUUCCACUGUAUGAGCUGUAUUAUUGGGAUAUUUUGAUCGCAACAAGGUUUUCUCAAGAUGUGCUCUGAGAAGCAACCUAAAUGCAGGAGCCAUUAGAUUUCCUUUCUCUCCCAGAGGACUUCCAUUGUUACAGCACACUAGAGGGCACUCUUGUUUUCCAAGAGCUCUUCAGCCUUACACUGAGAUGUUCCAAAUGGUAUAGUUCAUGCCGAAAACAAAUGACCACAGAUGCUGGCAAUCGGGAAUAAAAGCAGAAAGUGCUGCACAUCCUCAUUUGGUCGGGCAGCGUCUGUUUUAUUAUGUUGAUGCUCUCAAGUAUCUGACGUGAAUAGAAACAAAAUCAAGAUUUUUUUUGUCUACCCUACUGUAUUCACUCUUGUUAAUUUGAGAUUUUAAUUCAUGUUGGUUGUCUACAUUUUCUGAAUAAUUUUUUUAAUCUCAUUUACAUUUUGUAUAAUUUGCUGCAGAGCUGGUUAUUUCAACUGUCCUGAAUUGUAGCAAACUGAAGUAAUGUGAAAUUACUUUGCAUUUUGGAAUUCUUAUUUGCAAGUUAAAUAAAGUAUGGAAGAAAAAUCCUAAACUUCAGUGAUUACCAGAUAAAUGAGUCUGUCACGUCUCCACAAAAAUCCAAUUACUUCAGAAAUAUUGUCUCUGCUGUCUUUGUGCUUGUAGUUAAGAAUCGCUCUGUAUCAGUAAGAUGUUUUUUCAAACUGCUUUACUGUGAAGUCUAAAUACUACUGCAUGAAUCCAGUUGUAGCAAAAUGGGACUAGCCACCCUUUCUUUUCAGUGUAGCACCAGCUGUGUAAUGGGAAAAGGGAAUCCUUUUGUUGCCAGCUUGCAUAUACUGGAUUUUGAAUUUAGUCCAAUACUAAAACAACAUCUUUAAGUUGCUAGUUUAUGUUGUGACUAGUGUUCUGCUGGAAUCUCAACUGCAAACUGCUGUAACUACUAGGAUUAUGAGCAUGAUAGCUGCUGCUAAUUUUGAAAUUGUCUGGUUUAAUUUUUACAGUAAAAUUCAUAAGUGUGAAAAAUCAUGGCAAUGUAAAAUCUGCAGUAAAUAAGUGUUUUAAAAAUUGAAAUUUUAUAGCUUUAUGCAGAUUAUGAAUACCUAAUUCUAGUUAUGAUCUACAAGAAUCAGUUCAUUGUGGCCAAGUUAAUCAAAAAGGACAAUAUGUAAUUUAACUAAUAAUCUGUACUAAACCCCUGUAUUUUUCCCAAGUAUUUCCUUCAAAUGCUCCCAUUCAAUUCGCUUGCAUGGCCACAAUUUGUUUCGAAGUUAAAUGACUUUGUGCUGCAAAAUACUUGACUAACCUGCAUGAAAACAUCUCAAGAUAAGUAUUUUAGUAGUAAAAAGUAUAAUUGAGGGAAUGUUCAAAAGAUCUAGAGGUUGUUUUCAUUGAAGCCUGGAGCAAGCAAUUUCCUCACAUUAGUUAACUGUCCACUUCAUCCUGUGCAAGCUAUUUUUGGGAUUCUGAGUACAUUUGUGCAUAUCACAUAGCUUGUCUCCCAAGCCUCCCAAUACGUAACGAUAUUUUGUAUUGAAUGCUGGACAUGGACAGCUCAUCAGUGUACAAUUAGCAUUCAGACUUCAUUCUUUUAAAAAAAAAGUAUAUGCUGUAUAGCCUGCAUGUUGAAAGUACACCAAAUACCUGCACUUGAUUAAAAAAGCAGUAAAUGUUGGAAAUAUAGUCCAGAAUAUCUGUAAUGGGGGGGGGGGGGGGGGAGGAAAGACAGGUUGGCAGUUGAGGUGUGCAUCCAAAUUCAGUACUCGAAGAGUUAGACCUGCCUUUUUUUCUCUUAAUAUUUUCUGUUUUCCUAUCAUGUUUUUAUUACUUCGGAUACCUAAAUUAGUUUGACUGUAUCCCUGCAAGAUGCUGAGCUUAUUCAGCAACUUAAAACAUGCAAGUUUAAAAAAUUAAGUAGCAAUUGAACUUGCACUGUUCAAAUUUGGAAUACUAAAACAAAAGCAUUUGCCCAUUAUUGUUAAAUACAUGGUUAUAUUGUCAAAUAUAGGGAUUCAGCUUGUAUUUAAUGUGCAUCUCUUCCAUAUUUUAAUCUUUUGAGCCGACAUGUAUUGCCAUAGUCAGUUGUGUUGCAUUUUAAUUUUGAAAACUUGACCCUACAGAAAAGACAUAAGGCACCUCUGAGUUGUACAAGCAUGUCUUUAAUGAAACUGUCACUGUUAUGAUGAAGAGUGUUGAGCACACCACUAUUAUGUGAGGCAAAGUCCACCCUUUCCCAGUUCAGACAUGUACAUCAGUCUCUUAAUAAUUUGACCUGAACUUUGAAAUAUGUUUUUGUUACUUUUUUAAAUAAAUAUAUAUACAUAAAAUGUGACCUAUUGAGAACUUGAAUGGUAGAUAACCCUUUCUAACCCAGUACCUUUCCUUGAGAUAAAAUGACAGCAGUUGCUAGUAGAAUCCCAACUACUCUUUGGCGCUUAGACCAAAUAUCCUGACCAUUCACUCCAUUACUCGUUUUAGUUUUAGAUCCUUAAUUACUUCAACCACAUCGUGAUCUUUCAUGGAACAAGGAUCACAUUGAUCAUUCUGGGCUAGAAAGGGUUACAAUAUGAUAAAUUUCACGUUGUCAAAUCUGCUGCAUAAGGCUGUUUGAAAGUCUUUAGCCAACUAUAAUGAUACCAUGAUAGUGUGAUAGUACUGAUAUAUUUUUACCUCAGUAUUGUUGAACUGGAAAUUCCAGCACUGUAGCAAGAAAAGGAGGAAAUUAAAAUGUACAUUCUCUAACUAAAAUUUACACUUUUGGUAAUGUUAUACUGCCCCUUGCUCCAAGUACUUGAAUUUCUGAUUUUUAGUUUGAAAAGCUGGAAAUUUUGUUUUUUUUUUUGUUUUUCUAUGAAUACUGUUAUAAGAAUCAGGACUGUUUUUUUAAUGAUAAAGCAGCACAGAAUGGCAAUUCCUUAGACUGUUCUGAUUGCUCCCAACCUUUGAAUUCCAAUAAAUGGUGGUAAACAUCCCAACAAAAA